Messenger RNA from Paraglomus occultum, 501 nucleotides. Lineage: Eukaryota; Fungi; Glomeromycota; Glomeromycetes; Paraglomerales; Paraglomeraceae. The record is from the annotation of a GenBank genome assembly.
AUGAGCGAACCUAGCAACAAUUACGCUGGAUUUUAUAACGCUGUCGAGGGUUUUGAUUCUAAUCAAAUGGGUAUUAAUUUGCAAGCCGAACCUCCUACCCAGACUUUCCGUUCUCAUGCUACCUCUUUGCCUCUACACAGUAACGUCCAUAUGAAUACAAUGCCCUACGAAAAUAUUGGAAGUCGUAUGACGUUAUAUCCCUCAGUCUCUUAUUACGGACCGCUUCCGGAUGUUGACGUCUCCAUGAAUGAGCAGUUAAAUAUACCGAGCCGUAAUCAAGUCGAAACUCACAGAAACAGCUCGUGUUCACUUUGUGGCUCUUCCAAUGAAUUUUUUGGUACGAUCAAAAGUCAAUCUAUUGUGCACACCUUUACGCAAGUACGCACACAAUUCAACGAGCCCGAAUAUGCAAUUAUAAGAGAAGUGCGAAUUCAAUUGGUCUUAGGCAAGGUACCAACUAAAGCUAGCUUUGGCCAAGUGAUGGCUUUAACUCAACAAUGA